AUGGAGGUCUGGUAACUUCUUCAGUAACUUCUUGAUUUGUUCCAGCCAGUCGGAGAAAGAAUGACUUCAUAUCAAGUCUUGAACACUCGGGAUACAAACAGCAUGUCCUCUUACCAGACACCAACGUCCAAAGAUUCGAAAAAAACAUCCCGACAUAUGGUGAGAAAAUUGCGAUCUGCGUACGAGGAUCACGAACAGUUAUCCCUUCAUCACGGACGCGCAGGCACACAUCAGCGGGAUGUAAAUGGCGACAUGAAAGAACUGCAGAUGACAUGUCCGAGAGAUGGCCAUCUCGCUUCUGUUGAGGCCGAGCAACCGAAGCAGAAAAUCAAACAGGAGGAGGAAAAGGAAAAUGUUGGAAAUUCUGAAAAAUGUGGCAUCGAUACUAAAGUUUCAACCAAACUGAUUCAUAAGCAUUCUAUUGAAAGUAUCCUGAACAUAACGUCACUCAGUGGAAAUAAACAAGGGGAUUUUAAACCGCGUGAUAGUGGAAUCUCUCUCAGUUGUGAUACGAUUUCUGUUUCAAGACAUCCUGAAAGUUGCUAUAAUACCCACACAGAAGUGAAAAAUGCUGUUUUCGAUCCCAACCUCAAUUGCGACGCCGUAAUUCCGAGUUCACCCAAUAAAGACGCCAUAUUGGAGACGACAACUAGAUUGAUCUCUGAACCCCUCUGUAACGAUCAAGACCCGUGUGUCGAAGACGACGCAGAGAAGAACCCGGUCGGCACCGAUGAAUGCGAUAGUGGGUUAUCGGCAUCCCCGUCGACACCCAAAGCUAGCAAGGACGGUAGUUCGCAUACGAGUCCGGGAAGUUCCAAUGGAGACGACCAAUACCGGAAGCCGAGAACUAUCUUUAAAGUCUACCAAGUAACGGCGUUGGAGGAAGUAUUUGAACGAACACACUAUCCUGAUCAAGAUUUGUUAGAAUGGUUAGCUGAAAAACUUGAAAUACCGGAACCCAAAGUAAAGGUUUGGUUUCAAAACAAGAGGGCGCGCUGGAAGAAGCGGACAGAGAAUGAUCUAUACGAGAAUGAUUGCUCCCCCGUGCCAUAUAUGGGCUCUCCCGCGCCUUAUAUGGGCACGCCUACGCCUUAUAUGGUCAACCCCGCAUCUAUUAUGGUCAGCCCCGCACCACAUAUGACGAAUAACACGUGGAUGCAGAACAUUCCGCCCACCUCCCAUCCAAUGACCAGGGCAGCAGCCCCAUCCGACCACCAUCCCAUGAUGCAACACACGAUGAUGCCACAGUACGCGAGCGCUCCAAUGAUGCACCCCAUGCCGGCGACGCAAUUUCAGGGGCCACCUUACACAGCCGUACCACCUUACUACCCCAUCAUGAAUGUGCCGAUGUCAGCUAGUUCGCGACCUGCUGGCAUGCCUAUGAUGACGUCACACUAUCCCCACCAAACACCGAUGUAAAUUCGAACAUUCGUAUGAACCGUGGCAAUGAAUUUCAUCAGGAAGUUGAGAAUAAUCGAGGUGUCAUCCAAGCGAACAC
Molecule: messenger RNA, 1498 nt
Organism: Saccoglossus kowalevskii
Lineage: Eukaryota; Metazoa; Hemichordata; Enteropneusta; Harrimaniidae
Biological process (GO): regulation of transcription by RNA polymerase II
Molecular function (GO): RNA polymerase II transcription regulatory region sequence-specific DNA binding; DNA-binding transcription factor activity, RNA polymerase II-specific
Source: RefSeq, a predicted model, not a curated record